Messenger RNA from Scomber japonicus (chub mackerel), 1285 nucleotides. RefSeq names its product v-ral simian leukemia viral oncogene homolog Aa (ras related) (gene ralaa). Lineage: Eukaryota; Metazoa; Chordata; Actinopteri; Scombriformes; Scombridae. Gene Ontology annotation, molecular function: GDP binding; GTP binding; GTPase activity. Bases 344 to 964 code for a protein of 206 amino acids. The record is from RefSeq and is a predicted model, not a curated record. Gene Ontology annotation, cellular component: plasma membrane. Gene Ontology annotation, biological process: regulation of exocytosis; Ras protein signal transduction. The transcript is spliced from 5 exons.
GCAGGACGCACAGUCAGUCUGCAGCUACCAGCUACCGGCCAAGCUAACGCAUGCUAGCCAUGAGCUAACAAGGAGCUAAGCUGAGUCUCUCUAUUUUUCUCCCCCAUUUUUUAAAGCCACUACAUUUCACAUUUUUCUCAGCCUUCGUGUGAGACACAGCACCCAGGGGCGAGCACCACUUAACUAACCGGAAUUUCUCGGUCAACUCUCUCUCUCUCGUCGCAGCUGAAAUUGUCCGUCUGGAAUUUUUUACGGUCUUCAUUUCACCUCGCGGUCCUUCCCUCCACCUCCUUGAACAACUUUCUCCCCACUUCACACUUAAAUCUCCUGCGAACACAGAGCCAUGGCAGCUGCUAAGCCAAAAGGGCAGAACUCUCUAGCCCUUCACAAAGUGAUCAUGGUGGGCAGCGGAGGAGUGGGCAAGUCGGCCCUCACGCUCCAGUUCAUGUAUGACGAGUUUGUUGAAGACUACGAACCCACCAAAGCAGACAGCUACAGGAAGAAAGUGGUGCUGGACGGAGAGGAGGUACAGAUCGACAUCCUCGACACAGCUGGACAAGAGGACUACGCGGCCAUUCGGGAUAACUACUUCCGCAGUGGCGAGGGUUUCCUCUGUGUCUUUUCCAUCACAGAACUGGAGUCGUUCGCAGCGACAGUAGACUUCAGAGAGCAGAUUCUGCGAGUGAAGGAAGACGAGAACGUGCCCUUCCUCUUGGUUGGUAACAAAUCAGACUUGGACGACCGACGGCAGGUGAGCGCGGACGAAGCGAAGGCACGUGCAGAGCAGUGGGGAGUGUGCUAUGUGGAGACUUCUGCCAAAACCCGUGCCAAUGUUGACAAGGUGUUCUUUGACUUGAUGAGAGAGAUCCGGGCGAGGAAAAUGGAGGACAGCAAAGAGAAGAACGGCAAGAAGAAAAGCAAAAGUUUGGCCAAGAGAAUUAGAGAGAGAUGUUGUAUUUUAUAGUGGUUAAAGAGAGCAGGAGAGCUGCUUAUAUGUACAUAUACAUUUCUCAGACUUUUGCAUUUAUUUUGUGCCCGUACCUGACCAUGACUUUCUGUUCCUGGUUACCAGGACAUCUGACUGUGUGUCAGGGAGUAGUAAGGUGGCACUCCAUACACCAUUUAUAGCUCUAACUUUUUAUGUGCUGACACUCCAAAAUAAUUUAUGUACUCUCUCUCUUACUCUGACCACGUUACAGAGCGUAAUAAAUGGACGGUGUUUUAAUUUAGGCCCGAAAGCUUUUUUCGACAAAGAAGCUUUUUAAAGGCCCCUGAAAUGUUCUAA